This is a messenger RNA of Mycotypha africana, 2907 nucleotides long. RefSeq lists its product as uncharacterized. The coding region runs from base 1 to 2907 and encodes 968 amino acids. Gene Ontology annotation, molecular function: GTPase activator activity; protein binding. The transcript has 3 exons. The record is from RefSeq and is a predicted model, not a curated record. Lineage: Eukaryota; Fungi; Mucoromycota; Mucoromycetes; Mucorales; Mycotyphaceae. Gene Ontology annotation, cellular component: cytoplasm.
AUGACUCAGCCAGUAGAUAACUCUAUACUGACCAUUACUCCUGCUAUUAAAGAAAACAAACAAACCACUAGGACUCACCAACAACCUUCAAUAGCAUCGCGCAGGAACAGCUUCGAUAUUGAUCUAGAAGAUGGUCCAUUAUUUCGAGCUACCAUAAAAGAGCAUGAAGGAAAAACCAACACUCUAAAAGGUCAUUUAAAGCGUAUCUUAAAAGCCGCCCAAGCUUUGUCAGACACCAAAUAUCACCUUUUAGAACAAGAUCGAUUAUUUAUUGAGGCAUUACGAGAGGCUCCAUUUACUGAGCCGUUAUUCACUCACUAUCUGGACUUUACAUGGGAAAAAUUACAUGAACAGCAAGAGCGAUUGUAUAUCUGUAUGCAGAAUAUUCUGAUUGAUCCACUGCAAAAGUUAUAUGAAAUGGAUAUCAAGUCGGUCGAUACCAAGCGUAAACGAUUCGAAGAAGUUAGCAAAGACUAUUAUUCAGCUUUGGCAAAGUAUCUUAGCAAAAAGGCUAUCAACGAUGCACCUACAUCAGCCCCACUUCCUUCUGGAAGCUUAUCGACUACUAAAAAUAGUGUUUCUACAGCUCAGCAAAAUAGUGCCAACGGCAUGACAUACCAUACAACUAUAGCAACUACUAGUAAAAGUUUAAGGCAAAAAAGGAACAAAAGAGCUGAAUUUGAAUUCAAUUUGAAGAAGAGCGAGUUUGAUCUGGUGCGCUUUGAAUACUAUUCAUUUCUGCGAGAUUUGCAUGGAGGCAAAAAAGAACAAGAAAUACUCUAUCACCUAUUAAACCAUCAUGAAAAACAAUAUUCCUAUUUUCAGUCCGUUGGAAAAAUAUUAGAGCCUCACAAAAAAGGUUUAGAAACCCUUGCCCGUAUGAUAGCCGAAGCCUCCAAAGAGCAGAAAUUAUUGAAUCAAGAACGAGACGAAAUCAGGAAAGCUUUAACUUCCAAGAAUUUCAGUAACAAUAACGCCAGUGACACUUCGAAUAGUAGUGGUAUCAAUAAACAAGAGCCAAAGAGAAAGUCCUUCAUGAGGUCUAUCUCUCCACCUCUGAGUUCAAUGACAGUUUUAGCCUUUCCCAAAGUAGAUGAUGGUCUUGCCUCAGCAUCUUCACCUACUUCACCAGAAAUAACGCAAACUGGACAGCCUUUCUUCGCUGAUUAUAAUACAUCAACAAAUAGUAUUGUUGACAGUAGCAGUAAUAACAUCGACAGUUCGAAACAAAGCCAAAGCGAUAAAUUCAAAGGUAUACGCGACUUGGAGCAACAAGAUCAUUCAUUGCUUAAUUCAGCGGGUCGAAAAAAAGAAGGUUUUCUCUUCGCCACGUCGAAGCCUAUCAAAAAUAUUAAAAAUAACGUCAACUCCUCGAUCGAAAAUGUUACAUGGCAUAAGUAUUGGUGCGUAGUAAGCGGUGGUCAAUUACAUGAACAUUCCAAGUGGAAAAAGCAUUUGGAAACACAUUUAGAACCCAUUGAUCUCAGGUUCGCCACUGUUCGCAAAAAUAGGAAUGUGGAACGGCGUUUUUGCUUUGAAGUGAUCACUCCUAAAUUCAAGCGGCUGUAUCAGGCAACCUCGGAAGAAGAAUUACAAAGCUGGAUAGCCACAAUUAACAAUGCCAUCAACAGCUUAUUAAAUGAGACGUCAGGCACUUCAGCCUAUUUUGAACGGCUUAAUGAAACGUCGAAGAAGUCGUGGAAACAAACUGCUUCUUUCAGUGGCGCUCUCAGCGGUUUAGCAGCAGCGAAGAAGAAAUAUCUAAAAAAGCGCAGCGAUAGCAGCAGUACGAAAAGAAGGGUCGUUUAUCAAUAUCCUAAUUCUCAAUAUCCUGCUUCUCCUUCAUCAGCUCCUCCUCUGGCUUGUUUAUUCGAUCAGAAUGAGGCUUUGUCAUUGGAUUCUUCAAUGUACAAGUCCAAAUCGUUGGCUGUUGUUAAUUCUCAACGAGUUUCGGACAGAAGUAGCAAAGAACAAAAUAAAUUAUUAGAACUGUUACAGGAAGAUCCAUCAAACCAUGAAUGUGCUGAUUGUUCCGCUAAAGACCCCAAAUGGUGUUCCAUAAACUUAGGAAUAUUAUUAUGCAUUGAAUGUUCAGGUAUCCACAGAAGUCUAGGUACUCACAUAUCUAAAGUGAGGUCACUUACACUUGACACCUUAUCGUUCACACCGGAAAUUACUCAAUUAAUGCUAUCCUUGGGAAAUGCCAAAUCAAACGAAAUCUGGGAAGCUGAGCUAUUCCAAAACACGACUACAGAAGCAGAAGUCAAUACAGUUGCACAAAAACCUAUGCCUACCUCUUCCAGGGAUACUAAAUUGGCAUACAUACAACUAAAAUAUGUGACUAAAGCUUUCGUUACGCAAACAGAAAGCAUAGACCCGAUGGAAAUACUUUACGAUGCCAUAGCAGACGAUGAUAUUUCUUUGGCUAUGUAUGCCAUUGCCAUAGGUGCUGACGUUAACAAACCUUUCCCAGCUUCAUGUUACAGUACACAUUCUCCUAUUUCUUUGCUAAGCCCUUCUAACAAAAAGCAGCCCUCUUUCAUCACUUUACCGUCCUUCGAUGCAGAUGGUAAUGUCAAAGGUACUAUCAGCGUUCCUUAUCCUUCUAUCCCACUUGACGCUCCUGAAGGUAUAGAUAUCGAUACUUUCUUUGUAAGAUACCCGUUGCAUUUAGCAUUAAUAGACUUUGAAGAUCAAAAGUCGUACCCUAUGGCGGAAUUCCUACUUUUAAAUGGAGCCAGUGUCACCGCUUUGGAUGAAGCUGCAUCAGGUUGUCGAUUGGGUGAUUUAAUUGCCUAUGGAGAGUUGAUAGAAGAUAAUGCUAUAGCAUUUUUGAACAACAAAAAUAGCCUAAGAGGGGAUUCGCUGAUUAAAAGAACCAGCACAAUUGCUCCUACCACAACUUAA